AUGGCUAUGGGUACUCGCAACACGAAGCGACCCAGUCAGUCGCCCCCGCCCUCUUCGCCUCCCCCUACCAAGGUUUUCAUUGCUUCUGAAUCUGACGAUGAGUCCGUCGAUGGUGGGCUGACUGUCGAGGACUAUGUUGAUAUCAUGGCGGAACAUAGUUCGGAUUCUGACAGUCAGGCCGAUGCCGCUGACGCUGCCAAGGACGACGACGGCGAUUCUUCUAACGAAUGGGUUGUCCCCGAUAAUGUUGAACCCUCCAUACACGAGUCUUCCUCGGACACGAUGAGCGAGUCGGACUUCCCGACUGCCUUGACCGGGACUAGAGAACGUUCGGCUUCGUGGGAUCUCAAUGACUCCAUUCAUCUCGGCACCGUCGACGUCAAAGGCAAGUCUGUUGCAAAGCGCGUCGUCGUAACCGACAACACCGGAGAAUAUAUGGAGAACGUCGAUGGGAAAGACCAGCUCGGUGACGACGGCGAUGGCGCUGAUGAACCCGGCAAGUCUACUGCAGAAGAAGACGGUUCGAGAGAAGCCGCCGAUGCCAUCGCUUCUCAGACCAGACAGCUGUCUCUGGAUGACGCUGGUGUUCAUGGUCCAGUUGACAGUAGCGAGGGGGAUGUCGCCGACAUCUUUAACGCUGUCAAAGAAGGCAGAUCGGUCACUCUAACUGAAAAGCAGAAGGCAAAGGAGUUGAAGAAGAAGGCGGCUGAGGAGGAGGAGAAGAAGAAGAAGAAGAAGAAGAACGCCGCCGCCGCCGCGGAUGCGUCGAAGAAACCCGAAAAGGAGCAAGCAAAGUUGGAGCUUGAGAAGAAGGACGAGGUCGUUCUCGAUGAGCCGUUCGAACGUGAAGACGGUGUGCCUAUCAGAGGCAAGUUCCUGCGUCGUCUGGUCAUUCUCUGCGGGUUUGGGAACGACACCGAGUGCAUGUACUACGUGCGAAACGAACCUAGCAAGCUUGCUUGGUCCAAGGAGAAACCUCAAUUCUCGCGUCUCUUGGUCAAGAAGCAGGCGACUCGAUUGCGUUUAAUGGUGCUCGGCCAGGUUACUUGGAACGGCAUGCUUCCUACGCGCCACCCCGUCGACGGGCUAAAGUAUCCCAAGCGACCCAAGGUAUCUGUCAAGUGUCUUCGUGACGGCGACCUUGUAUACCUCAAGAAUAUGCUGAAGCAGUAUUCUGACUCCAAGGAUCCCAUGGAUCUUCAGAACAUGGGUGUCGUCACCGCUUACACUGACUGCGGGGAGAGAAAGCGUGGCACUGAUGCGACGGCGGGUACCGCGUUCAAGGAGCUCUACAACGGAGAGAAGAAAUAUGCUCCCAAUAAACAGGGAAUGGAGACCAUGCGCGUCAACGAGCUCAUGCGCGGGGACAUCGUCAUGCUCGAGUUUUCCGUCGCUCGUUACUACGACAAGACGGGGAACAGGGAACAGAACAUAGAGCCGGACUGGACCAGUAUACGCGCGUACUUCCGUAUGGAGGCUGUGACCUUGCUCAUGCCGGGCGACCAGCAGGUCGCUGAGCCGACGACGAGCAAAAAAGCAGGUCCAUCUCGACGCCGCGUGGGUGAUGUGCCCAUGGACACAACUCUCUAG
Peniophora sp. CBMAI 1063 is the source of this 1590-nucleotide messenger RNA. Lineage: Eukaryota; Fungi; Basidiomycota; Agaricomycetes; Russulales; Peniophoraceae. The record is from the annotation of a GenBank genome assembly.